This is a messenger RNA of Sporisorium graminicola, 2781 nucleotides long. RefSeq lists its product as uncharacterized. Gene Ontology annotation, cellular component: P-body. Gene Ontology annotation, molecular function: RNA binding. The record is from RefSeq and is a predicted model, not a curated record. The transcript has a single exon. Bases 1 to 2781 code for a protein of 926 amino acids. NCBI's taxonomy places the organism in Eukaryota, Fungi, Basidiomycota, Ustilaginomycetes, Ustilaginales, Ustilaginaceae. Gene Ontology annotation, biological process: P-body assembly; deadenylation-dependent decapping of nuclear-transcribed mRNA.
AUGUCGUUCUUCGGCUUCGACACGUCGCUCCCCGGAGACAGGCGAGCCAAUCGUGCCAACCACGCUUCGCAAAACGCCUUCGAUCCCACCUUCGACAACGACGAGUCACUCGAUGCGAAGAUCAAGGCGCUUGCCGCUGGUGCACAGGAAGACGUAGAGAUCUACACCUGGGGCCAGGACGGCUACGACGGGCUUGGCGAUAAGCUCGACGAGUCCGGCGACGAUCUCAACGAGGAUACCUUUGGCGACUUCGACGCUGGCAAGGAUUUCGAUUUCGGUCAUUCCGCUCCUGUUGCACCUGCUCCUCAGCAGCAGCAGUCCAAGAGCAGGUUCGACCCCUCCAACAAGUUCGCCGCCAGCCUCGAUGAUUUCCUCGUCGACCCCGUUCCUCGCUUCGGCGCUGCUAGGGUUGGCGGUCAGCAAACCUCACAGCCACCACAGCAACAGCAACAGCAGCAGCCACCUCGAGCUCAGCCAAAGACGCUCGAGGAAGUUGAAGCAGAGAUGCUCGCCAUGCGUGCUCAACAGCAGCAGCAGCCUCCUCCCGCCACAGACAGGAAGCCCAUGACUGUCGAGCAAGUCGAAGCUGAGCUGCGCGCUCAACGCUCUGCCCCCAGUGGUCCACCCAUGCAGCCUGGUCAACAAUCUCAGCAGCCUCAGCAGCCUUUGGGCCCUCCUCCUCCUAGCAUGGCUGCUCUUCUGCAUUCCCACCAACGCUCCGACUCUGCCAACGCUCAGCGCCUGGCCCCCGGCAUUCCUCCCAUGGGUCCUCCUGGUCCCAUCCCUCCUCCGCUCGGUCCUAACGCUGAUCCUGCUGCUAUCCAGGCCGCACAGCAGCAAGCCCAAGUCGCCCACUUUGCCCGCAUGCGUGCGCUUCUCGAAGCCAUGCCCCCGCUCGUCCAGCAAUCCAUCCUCUCGCUGCCUCCUCCCAUGCAGUUCGACUCGCUCGAAACCGUUGCCCAAAACUUCCCCAACCUUCUCGACCCUUCGCAGCGCGAACGUGCGCCUUCCGCCGAGCAAGACGCCGUGCGCUUCAUGAUGGAAAAAGCUGGCGCCCAGAUCGCCGAAUUCGAACGCGUCGAGGCCAAGCGCAAGCGCAGGAUGGACAAGAUCAACGCCAUGGCCAAGUACAACGGUUUGAUGUCUGGCUCGGAUAAGGAUUUCAUCACGCGUAUUCAAAUUUCGCAGCUCAUCACUGCUGAUCCGUAUGCGGACGAUUUCUAUGCGCAUAUCUACUUUGCGCUCCGGGGCGGUCCUAGGAGGCCGGGCAUGCAGCCUCUGCCUGCACCCGCCGCCGCCGCCGCCGCUGGUGGUAACGGCAACGGCAGUGGUGCUCAGGGCAAGGGCGGAAAGGGCAAGCAGAAGCUCAACAAGCAGCAGAACGCCAUGCUUCGCAUGCAGCAGCAAGUGGAACGCAUCGUUCAGAGUCGUAAGGAGAGGAUGGAGAAGAGCGCGUCUGGUGCUGCGCUCGAAGGCGCCCUGGGUCGCGUUAGUCUCAGUUCCACCAAGAAUCCGCGACAGAUGCUGCAGAUCUCGGCUGAUGCUGCUAAAGCCAACAAUAAGGACUCUUCUUCCGGGGCUGCCACGCCAGACGCAGGACACGCGAGGGAUGCGGUGCGCCAAGCUCUCGAGGGUGCUUCGCUCGGCGGCAACGGAACCAAUGCCGGCCUGAGACGCGAUCCGCUCACCAAGCACGAGGUGCUUCGCAUUCUCGAGAAGCUUUACGAUCUUGUACUGCAACUCGAACAGCUGCGUCGAAAUGCUCCCCCUCCCCCGCCAGCCGACAUCCACCCGGAGGACGAAGCCGCCAGUGCGGCCAAAUCCGCCUUUGACGCGCACCAGGCCGACGUUGCCAGUGUGACCAACACGCUCUGGACCGAACUGCGCGUCCUCGAGCCGCUCGAGAUCUCGGACCCGCACCCCUUCGUGUCGCUCCUAUCGUCCGCAAAGGGCAAGCGACUGCUGCCCCGCGCGCUGCGUCACCUGUCGAGCGAGCAGACACUCACGGCGCUGACGAUGGUGGUGGCGUCGUUCGAGUCGUUGGAUGUGGUGCAGACCGGUCCGCUUCUCGACGAUCUAUCGGAUGAUCCGAGUAAGGUGGAGGCGAGGCGGGAUGCGGAGCGGCAGUCGGAGGUGUUUGCGACGACGAUUGUACCGAGUAUGAUGGCGAUGGCGAGUGGGGCUCCGAUGCGCAUUGUUUCGGGCAUGCUAGCCUUGUUCGUUGAGAGGAACGACCCGGUGCGCGUCACACAGACGAGGCCCGGUGUGGCGUUUUUGACCAUCUUCCUGUCGAGGGCCGAGACGCUCAAGCAGGCCGGCGAGGUGCCCGCGGACGAGCUCGAGCAGUUCAAGCAGAUCUUUGCGCUGCUGUUCUCGCGGCUGACGGCGCAAGGCAAGCUGCCGACGCUGUUCCCCUCGACGCGCACCAAGAUGACGCUGCCGUUUGGCGUGAGCUACUACAUGGGCAGUGGGCUGGGGCAGCAGCUGAGUGCGCAGACCGUGGGCGGCAGGUACAGGAAUGUCGAUCUGGAGGACGAGCCGACGUGGAACCUCAUGGCUGCGCUGGCGAUCGGAAGCACCAUGGAGCAGCAGCAGGUGCUGGUGCAGGAGCUGCGCGAAAAGAUCCUCGAGAACGUCAUCUCGGCCAAGGAGUGGGCCAAGAGGAACCCGUUGGGUGGAGGAGCCGGUGGCGACAACGACAUCAACCCGGACAUCAGGAUCAGGAACGUCAACCUCCUGCUGCAUGCGCUCAACCUGGAUGCAGCCCAGAUCAGCGUCUAA